AUGACUGAAAAUAAGAUUAAUCUUGUCCUAUCUGGGUCUGAUGUUUUUGUCUGGAGUGCAGAUGAAUGGUUAGAAUUAAGACAAAAGCAUAGAAUCAUAGCCAACUGCAUUGGCAGCAUAGCAAAAAAUUCGAGACAAAUAAACAUGUCAGGCCUACCGUUACUCUUACAGCCAGAAGAAACUAAACUGUUAUUAGAAAAAAAUAUUGGUCAUUUGGUUAGUUUACCAAUAUUAAAGGAAACACCUUCGGAUUCUCUGAAGAAGAAAUUUGAAAAUUACAGAAAUAAACUGUAUGAGGAACAGCAAGAGUGUUUGAAAAAUCAAAGAAUGACACAGAUAGUUUCCAUGAUGGAUCGAAUUAUUGAUGGAAAAAAAAGAAAAAUGUUAGGUUUGAAUACUAGUAAAAGAAAGCGAAAACAAAGUCUGGAUGAUGAAACUGAAAAAUCAUUAGAAAGUAUCAAUAUUGAUAGAAAUGCUUUAAUUGAAGAAGAAAUGGCAAAAUUACCAAAAUUAGAUAAAAGUGAUGCUCUUGUACAAACACAUACGGUAUUUCCAUGGCAUUCUGGAGGAAUAAAAAUUGAAGAUUGGAGUUAUCCUAACAGUGAAGAAGAAAUUUUACGUUACAAAGUAUUCAAAGAUCUGUGGGAAAAAGGUUUUUACAUAACUUCUGGAGAUAAAUUUGGGUGUGAUUUUUUAGUUUAUCCAGGUGAUCCAAUCAUGUUUCACUCUCAAUUCAUGAUAAUGUGUCGUAGAAGGGAUGAAAAAAUGUAUGUAACUAAUUUGGUAUUCGACAUGAGAGGGGGUAACAACGUACGUAAGACUACAGUAUAUGCAACAUUAUCUAAAAAUGGCGAAGAAGUAGAAUACUUUUCUUCGAGAUGGGCAGGUUCGUAG
This is a messenger RNA of Trichogramma pretiosum, 894 nucleotides long. It is a transcript of the gene Tsen34, whose product is annotated as tRNA-splicing endonuclease subunit Sen34. The transcript has 5 exons. Gene Ontology annotation, biological process: tRNA splicing, via endonucleolytic cleavage and ligation; tRNA-type intron splice site recognition and cleavage. Lineage: Eukaryota; Metazoa; Arthropoda; Insecta; Hymenoptera; Trichogrammatidae. Gene Ontology annotation, molecular function: nucleic acid binding; tRNA-intron lyase activity. The record is from RefSeq and is a predicted model, not a curated record. Bases 1 to 894 code for a protein of 297 amino acids. Gene Ontology annotation, cellular component: tRNA-intron endonuclease complex.